ACACGUUACAUAUUGUACUUACAAAAUAUUUAAAAAAAUAAUAUAUAUAAAAAAGAAUAUGGACAGUCAUUCGAAAAAUGUUUGCCUUAUAGGCGUUUUACAUAUAGUGGGUUGCGCAGUAUUUUCCCUGGAACCUUUAGUCCGAGCAAUAGGCAAUAUAAAUUCUGAAGAAAAUGAUGAACAAGGGUAUGAUGGCGAGUCUAUUUUUCUUUUAGCCUCUGUGGGAUGUUAUAUUUUAUUGGCUACUUUGGCGGGUUUAAUGAUUAGAGGCGUUGUUAAGCAACGUCAUUUAUUAGUGGCGCCCUUCUUAAUAAUUUCCUGCCUUUUCUUGCCUGCCCUGAUUGUUAUAUUUUUAAUGGAGGAAUAUCAGGGAUCAAUUUACUUUUGUCAAGAUACUUUAUACUCAAUAGGCGUGCAAAUCAUGGUUGUCUAUCCCAUCUACACUUUGUAUAUGAAACUUCGUUCAAACUCUCUUAAAGAAAAAUCGCAGCUAGAGCCGUCUUGUGGGCACGAGAAGAAAGACAUUGGAAUUUUGACUCAAAAAUUAUGUGUUUAAUACGUUUGCAAUUUCAAAAGGCAUUUAUUAAGUUGUAGUUGUAUAUAAUUUAUUAUUAAGAUAGGCCAAUUCUUAAUCUCUGGUAAUUUUUUAUUGUGACGAUAUACUGACAGUUCUCAUGCAAAAAUUAUAUUAAUUGGAAGUAAAAAACCAUAAUCAGAGAUUGAGAAAAUCGGUCAUAGUAUUUAAUUUGUUAAUGAGAUUAUUUGUAGUAAAAUGUAAAGCUUAUUUUAAUGAGAAAA
This is a messenger RNA of Calliphora vicina (urban bluebottle blowfly), 798 nucleotides long. RefSeq lists its product as uncharacterized. The record is from RefSeq and is a predicted model, not a curated record. The coding region runs from base 59 to 556 and encodes 165 amino acids. NCBI's taxonomy places the organism in Eukaryota, Metazoa, Arthropoda, Insecta, Diptera, Calliphoridae. The transcript is spliced from 4 exons.